CUUUUUUUGUUUUUAAUUAUUAAGUUGCUCUUUACAAAUGUCUUGGCAGUAUACAGUGUUUGGAGCAACUUUAUAAAGAUUCAAAGCACACAGGGCCUCUGAUGAAUGAAGCAGGUCUAGCAAAAUCCUAACUAGACAGUUUUAUUUGCCCAAUUUUUGCAAUUUAAUAAAUUGCACAGAACUUCAGGCUUUUCAAAAGUUUAUAUAAGCCCUCCCUCACUGUCACAAAAUUAAAAGGAUUUUUCUAUUUUGUGAUAUUUGAAAUUUUAUCUUUUUUUAAAAAAAAAACAAAGGACAUAGACAAGAACUAAAAAUCUGACCUGCAUAGUAUUUGAAGUUUGUAAGGGUUAAGAUCAUGGCUUUAGAGAUAGUGAAAUUAAAUGGUGGCAGACAUGUCCAAGGAAUAUUACGGGGAUUUGAUCCCUUUAUGAAUCUUGUGAUAGAUGAAUGUGUGGAAAUGGCAACUGGUGGGCAACAGAACAAUAUUGGGAUGGUGGUAAUACGAGGAAAUAGUAUCAUCAUGUUAGAAGCCUUGGAACGAGUAUGAAGAAUGGAUGUAGUUACCAGAGAAAUCAACUGCUCCCACAUGUCCCCUCUCCACAGCACCUGUUUUACUACAAUAUGAAAAUAGAGUCCAGUCCAUUUUCACAUUGAACUUUUGUUAAAUAAACU
Molecule: messenger RNA, 672 nt
Organism: Myotis daubentonii (Daubenton's bat)
Lineage: Eukaryota; Metazoa; Chordata; Mammalia; Chiroptera; Vespertilionidae
Gene: SNRPG
Product: small nuclear ribonucleoprotein polypeptide G
Exons: 3
Coding region: 356-547 (63 amino acids)
Biological process (GO): mRNA splicing, via spliceosome; spliceosomal snRNP assembly
Cellular component (GO): precatalytic spliceosome; U2-type prespliceosome; U2 snRNP
Molecular function (GO): RNA binding
Source: RefSeq, a predicted model, not a curated record